Endocarpon pusillum Z07020 is the source of this 1191-nucleotide messenger RNA. RefSeq lists its product as uncharacterized. The transcript has 2 exons. Bases 1 to 1191 code for a protein of 396 amino acids. The record is from RefSeq and is a predicted model, not a curated record. Lineage: Eukaryota; Fungi; Ascomycota; Eurotiomycetes; Verrucariales; Verrucariaceae.
AUGCCGCCGCAUCAAUACCGUGUGGCCGAAGUCUGCCCGUACGACUCGAGCAGUUCCGAUGAAUAUUACACCAAAAUCCCUGUUAGACGUCACGCUCGCUAUGGCUCCGUAGUAUCCGCUCACCAUCACCAUCAUGUUCACGAGCCGGUUUAUGCCCCAUCGCCCAGCCUGGCUGUACCGUUAGUUGAUGUUGGUGGCCGGAAACGAGCAUCAAGCACAACCGGCUUGCCUCAGCCAAAUAUCAUCAUCAAUAAUGCCGAUAGUGGCAGUCGGAGCCGUAGUCGGGAGCGUACUCGUCGACGUAGCCCAAGCCGAGGCCGACGUCUUUAUGAUGGCGAGUAUGAGGAAUUCAUUCAUAGAAGAGGCAGAAGUUCUAGGACCCCCAGUCCAUACUAUCGAUCUGAGUAUCGAUCUGAGUAUCGACCUGAGAAGGUUGAGCAAAUCGAGCGAGUCGAUUAUGAGACGCGCAAAGCAUUGGAAAAAUUAAAGAUCUUUGAGGAGGAGAAGGCGGCCGAGGAGGCGCAGAAGAAGUUCAAAGCAGAUAUGGAGCUCAGAAAGGCUAAAGAGCAGUUGGAGAAGGCCGAGGCAGAGGAGAAGCGGAUAGCGCUUGAAAAGAAAGCGGUUGAGGACUGGCAACGGGAGAAGGCGGAGGCAGAGGAGAAGCGGAAAGCGCUCGAAAAGAAAGUGGUUGAGGAGUGGCAACGAGAACAAGACGCCAAGAAAGCGAGGGAGAAGAAAGAGAAGGAAGAACUGGACAAGAAGGUAGACGAACAGUUCAGAGCAAAACUGGCCGAAGCUGGAUACUCUCUGUCAGAAAUCGAAGACAUCAUCAACCACAAAGCUGAACGCGAUGAGAAGAAGCACGUUAAUGAGAUGAGGAUAGCUCGUCUUCGCCCGACGUAUAUCAAAGUACACAAGAAGCAUCUGCUCCCAGAAACGCUCGAUGUCUAUCGGCUGCCGUGGUCAUAUGACUCAAAAGAUAGUGACUACAUCCUGAUCGAGACGUACGUUGAUGACGAUCUUCAGGAAGAGCUCUUUGCGCACACCAGGAAAAUCAGAUCUCGCAAGCUCAUCGAACCCUCCCCGAUUGAGAAGAAGGUGAUCGUGAAAAUCAAUGAUAAGAAAAAGGACAAGAUGUACUUGGUUCGCAAGAAGGAUACGAGUCCGCUGCGUUUCGGCAUUCUGGGAUAA